Messenger RNA from Onychomys torridus (southern grasshopper mouse), 1504 nucleotides. Its product is annotated as RING finger protein 225-like. Gene Ontology annotation, biological process: protein localization to mitochondrion; protein K63-linked ubiquitination; protein autoubiquitination. Lineage: Eukaryota; Metazoa; Chordata; Mammalia; Rodentia; Cricetidae. The transcript has 2 exons. The coding region runs from base 1 to 759 and encodes 252 amino acids. The record is from RefSeq and is a predicted model, not a curated record. Gene Ontology annotation, cellular component: endoplasmic reticulum membrane. Gene Ontology annotation, molecular function: ubiquitin protein ligase activity.
AUGGAGUCCUGUGAGGGCCGCACUGUCCCUCUGCUCUGGUGCUAUUUCCAUUCACCCCACAGCAUCUGUGGGGCUCAGCUACCAGCAGAUGAAGAGGAUCAUCUCAUGGCCCCCCAAGGUGCCAGGACUCCAGACAGUAAGCCUGAACUGGGGACCAGAGAUCCAACUGGUGUCUGGGCCCUGUCAACUAUGGAGGAGCAGGAAGAGGGUGAGGGACAGGCAGAGGAGGAAUGUCCCAUCUGCACUGAGCCUUACGGGCCUGAUGAACACCACCCGGCCUUGCUGAACUGUGGUCACAGCCUGUGUGUGGGCUGCCUGCACCAACUGUUAGGCAUGACCCCCAGAACUGACCUGGGCCGUGUGUGCUGUCCACUGUGUCGUCAGAAGACACCCAUGCUAGAGUGGGAGAUCUGUCAGCUGCAGGAGGAACUGCUCAGAGCUGAUGGACCCCAGCGCCCAGUGCCCACUGCAUCCACUACACCCCUGCGCCCAGGCCCUGGGCCUUGGGGAUCCUUAGAACACCGCUACCGGCUGCGUUUUCUGGCAGGGCCUGUGGGAGGCCGGAGCUGCCUCCCCUUCCUACCCUGUCCUCCCAGCCUAGGUACCUGGCUGUGGAGACUGCGGGAACGUGGCCCAUGUGCCCGCCGUCUAUCACUGCUGAGCCUGCUGGCAUUAGAACUGCUGGGGCUGGUGCUCAUCUUCAUGCCACUCAUGUUACUAGGAGUGUUCUUCAUGCUCCUGGACCGCUCCGGCCGCUAAGCAGAGCCUAGGAUGUUGGCCACGUUUUGAAGCCCAUGCUCAGAAUCUGGUAAUCAGCAAAGACUUGCUAUCACCAGCCCCAAGACCAGGCCUGCCCAAGAGCCUGAGCCAGCCAGAGUGCUUACACACCCCGCAGCCCAGAUAGUGGCUAAAGCCAAGGACACUAAGCCAAGGACAGCCUCUGAAGGAGACUGUCCCAACAAGAAGGGCUGUGAACAGAACCCCGUGUGCUCGCCAUGAACAGGCAUUGGCUGGGUCAUAACACCAGCUCCUGAGCUCCAGCUGGUGAGGGUAAACACAAAUGUGAACAGAGAUAUAGCAGUAAUAGAUUUAUAGGAGAAGGCAAGAGCUGCAGGACCCUCACCUGUUCCAGACAGAGGUUGGGGUGUGUACCUGAAGGCCACCGUAGCUAGCAGGAGAGGCCUGCACUGCACAAACCCAGCCUUCAAAAGCUCACCCAACCUAAGACCCUCACCAAACACGGUAGCCCAGAGCAGCCGGGAUCAAUAUUGGCUUUGUCCUGCAAGGACCAAAGUUCAAUCCAGACCCUGAAGCCUGCAGAUGCCUAAGGUCCAGCUGUUUCUAAUUGACUGCAGUUCAUGUCACAGGACCAGGGGCCCUCACUCGGCCGAUGAAGACAAACGUCAGCCCACCUCAUGGCUUAUUCGUGACACAAUGCAAGGUGGUGGGAUAUUUCAGUCACUGUCCGGCGUAAGAAUGGCUCUCAAUAAACAGUUGCUACUGA